AUGCUCGACCUCAAUGCCUUUCGAGUCGACGCGGGUGGCGAUCCGGACGUCGCGCGCGAGUCACAGCGCCGGCGCGGCGCCAGCGUCGACGCGGUCACCGCCGUUGUCGACCUGGACAGCCGGUGGCGUGAGCAGCUGCAGCGGAUCCGCGCCGUGCGGUCUGAGGCGGGCGCAGAGGCUGCCUCUGCGGCCACCGCCGCCAGGGCUCCUGGCUCGAGCAGCGAGACGCGAGCUGCGGCGGCGCGAGCGAAGCGAGAGUUGGCCGACCGACUCAACCCUCUCGAGCAGGAGGAGCGCGCGCUCCGGGGCGAGCUGCACCGGGCCACCUGCCGCGUGGGUGCUCUCGUGCACGAGCAGGCUCCCGUCCGGCCCGAGCUUCUCGCGCUGCAGG
This is a messenger RNA of Emiliania huxleyi CCMP1516, 391 nucleotides long. RefSeq lists its product as hypothetical. Gene Ontology annotation, molecular function: ATP binding; serine-tRNA ligase activity; tRNA binding. The transcript has a single exon. The annotation marks the transcript as partial. Gene Ontology annotation, cellular component: cytosol. Lineage: Eukaryota; Haptophyta; Isochrysidales; Noelaerhabdaceae. The record is from RefSeq and is a predicted model, not a curated record. Gene Ontology annotation, biological process: seryl-tRNA aminoacylation.